AUGCAACCUUCUACAGUUGACCUUCUGUCUUCAGACCUAUUCAAGCAUCGUUAUGAGGAAGGGCCUCGGGAUGCUCAUCUGGGACGCUCGUAUCUGCGAGCCAAGGCCUUUGCUCGAUUCUGGCAAUUGACCCCGGACGAUGUUCUCCGAUUUACACCAAAGUUUCGACACGCACACACUGACGGCAUUAUACUUCGGGAUAUAGCCGCCCAAUCUGCGUUCAGUGUUCACUACAAUCUGGUGGGAGGAACCAUUGCCUCGCUGGCCCCGAACCGCCCGGACCUUCAGCCGUUAUUGAAACAAAUCUUCGACUUUGAUGUUGUUGCUAGUUAUAUGAUGACGGAGGCUGGGCACGGUUGCGAUGCGAGAAAUCUCGAAACAGUUGCCAUAUGGCAGUCUGAUGGUAGCUUCAUUCUUGACACACCAACACCUGCCGCAAGAAAGCUCAUGCCGCCCUCUGCACCUUUUGCAGGGAUACCACGUAUAGCGCUUGUGCUUGCGCGCUUGAUACUCGAAGGAGAGGACCGAGGCACCCGACAGUUCAUCGUUCCGAUUAACGAUGGGCGACAGAUGUAUCGGGGAAUUAAAGCAUGGGGGCUUCCAGCUCCUGGAGCCGGAAGGCUACUAGAUUUCGUCCUUACAUCCUUCGAUCAUGUCCAUCUCCCGUCAACCGCCAUAUUGGGAGACCUUACAAGACCUUCCAACAUGCGUGAUCAGUAUCUCACUGCUGUCGAUCGGCUGAGCACAGGCACACUAGCCGUCAGUCUAUGGACCAUUCCCUUUUUGAAGGGUGCCGCUUUUACCGUGGGCAAGUACAGCCAGCGUCGCACAGUUCAGGAAGGACUUCAUGGCAAAAGAGUCCCGAUCAUCUCUUAUAGAACUCAGCAGCUACCUAUUGCACACGCUUUGGCUGAGGUUGCUGUACUAGCGCCAUUUGCGGAUUGGGUCAUUGAGCAACGUAGAAGCCCUUCCAUAAGUCCUGGACUCAAACAUGCGCUCAGUAUUAUCUUGAAGGUCGUUCUCGUUCAACAUGGAAGCGAAAGCCUCAAGCAGUUGAACGAAAGAAGUGGUUCCAGGGGAAUGUUCCCUACUAACGGUCUUACUUAUGUUCGAGCUAGCGCUUCAGCAGAAGGAGAAAUCUUAGUCCAUUCCAUUCGCUCUGCUACUGAGUUGCUUUUUGGCCGGUUCAGGAUACCCGAUGCCAAGACGCCAGACUCCCUUUUGGGACGACACGAGGCAGGGUUCAUUGCUGAGAUGAAAGAGUCCUUGAAGAGGGCCAAAGGCCAUAGAACUCCUGAAUAUAACAGUCUAGUACUACCCCGUUGUCGUCCCAUGCUUCUGGCUAUAGGCCAACGGAUGGCGUAUGAGGCAGCCGUUGAUGCGGGUGUUGAUCCCAAUUUUCUGGCGCUAUAUGAAGCCGGAGCGGUGAGGAACGACUCAAGUUGGUAUGUGGAGCAGCUGAGGCUCAGUAGGGCAUCUCAAUAUGAUAUGGAGUGCCAAGCGUGCGAUAGUGUAAUGUCGCAGCUAGAUAGGCAUUUGGACGAAUUGGGUAUCGAGCCGUACUGCACCGCCCCAAUGCUGUCGCCGGCUAGAUGGGAGACUUUCAUCAAUACCUGCCCUAUAUAUACGGGAGACGCAGUCCCUAGCCUGGUUUAUGGAGAUAGCCGAGAGCACAGACUUUGA
This is a messenger RNA of Aspergillus eucalypticola CBS 122712, 1683 nucleotides long. Its product is annotated as acyl-CoA oxidase. NCBI's taxonomy places the organism in Eukaryota, Fungi, Ascomycota, Eurotiomycetes, Eurotiales, Aspergillaceae. Gene Ontology annotation, molecular function: acyl-CoA oxidase activity; FAD binding; fatty acid binding. Gene Ontology annotation, cellular component: peroxisome. The record is from RefSeq and is a predicted model, not a curated record. Bases 1 to 1683 code for a protein of 560 amino acids. Gene Ontology annotation, biological process: fatty acid beta-oxidation using acyl-CoA oxidase; lipid homeostasis. The transcript is spliced from 7 exons.